AUGCCCAAAUGCCCACUAUUUAACACCACCUCCGUCCUCAAGGCCCCCAAUAACAACUUGUACUCAAUCCCAAGUAAGUUCCUUUUUCAUUCUAUGCACUCUAACUUUUCAGCUCUUGCAAUUCCAGCAACCAAAGCUAUUGAAACUGAACUCCAGAACCACACACAACACUGUAACACCACUGACCAUGAAAAUGGCAAUGAACCUGACCCCCCAAUAUCUGAUAAGAUAUUCAAGUCUGGCCCCAAAAUGGGUUCUUACAAGUUGGGCGAUUCAACUUUUUAUUCACUCAUUAACAACUAUGCAAAUUUGGGUGAUUUUAAGUCAUUGGAGACGGUUUUGGAUCGAGUGAGGUGCGAAAAGAGAGUGGUUAUUGAGAAAUGUUUCAUUGAUAUCUUUAAGGCUUAUGGGAAGGCUCAUUUACCUGAAAAAGCUGUUGAUUUGUUUGAUAGAAUGGCUUAUGAAUUUGAGUGUAAAAGAACUAUAAAGUCGUUUAAUUCGGUUCUGAAUGUGAUUAUACAAGAGGGUUUGUUUUAUCGUGCUUUAGAGUUUUAUAAUCAUGUUAUUGGUGCCAAAGGUGUCAAUAUAUCCCCUAAUGUACUUACUUUUAAUUUGGUUAUUAAGGCUAUGUGUAAGGUGGGAUUGGUUGAUGAUGCGAUUCAGGUGUUUAGAGACAUGCCAGUUAGGAAAUGUGAGCCUGACGUCUACACUUUUUGUACAUUGAUGGAUGGACUGUGCAGGGCGGAUAGGAUUGAUGAGGCAGUUUUGCUGUUGGAUGAGAUGCAAAUUGAUGGUUGUGUUCCUAGUCCUGUUACAUUCAAUGUGUUAAUCAAUGGUUUGUGUAAGAAGGGUGAUUUAGCACGGGCUGCAAAGCUUGUAGACAAUAUGUUUCUUAAAGGAUGUGUUCCUAAUGAAGUAACUUAUAACACACUCAUUCAUGGUUUGUGUCUGAAAGGUAAGCUGGAAAAGGCAAUUAGUCUUUUGGAUCGGAUGGUAUUGAGUAAAUGUGUGCCUACUGUGGUAACAUAUGGGACAAUUAUUAAUGGACUUGUUAAGCAAGGAAGAGCUCUUGAUGGAGCUCAUGUAUUAGCUUCGAUGGAGGAAAGAGGGUAUUUUGUUAAUGAGUAUGUUUACUCAACACUGAUUAGUGGGUUGUUUAAGGAGGGGAAAUCUCAAGAGGCAAUGCAAUUGUUCAAGGAGAUGACAGUAAAAGGAUGUGAGCUCAAUACUAUUGUAUAUAGUGCUGUUAUUGAUGGUUUAUGCCGAGAUGGAAAGCCAGAUGAAGCAGUGGAAGUUCUUUCUGAGAUGACUAACAAGGGUUGCACGCCUAAUGCUUACACUUAUAGUUCGCUGCUGAAGGGAUUCUUUGAGACGGGUAAUUGCCAUAAAGCCAUUGAAGUGUGGAAAGACAUGGCGAAGCAUAAUUGUACUCAGAAUGAGGUUUGUUACAGUGUACUCAUUCAUGGGUUAUGCAAGGAUGGGAAAGUCAAGGAGGCUAUGAUGACGUGGGCACAGAUGUUGGGCAAGGGAUGUAAGCCUGAUGUUGUGGCUUACAGUUCAAUGAUUAAUGGCCUUUCCAAUGCUGGCUUAGUAGAAGACGCUUUGCAACUUUAUAAUGAGAUGCUUUGGCAGGAACCUGAUUCUCAACCAGAUGUGGUCACGUAUAACAUACUUUUGAAUGCUUUGUGCAAGCAGAAUAGCAUCUCUCGUGCCAUUGAUCUUUUAAAUAGCAUGUUGGAUCGGGAAUGUGAUCCUGACUUGGUUACAUGCACCAUAUUCUUGAGAACGUUGAGAGAGAAGCUGGACCCUCCUCAGGAUGGGAGGGAGUUUCUAGACGAGCUUGUGGUUCGUCUUUUAAAGCGACAGCGUGUUUUAGGUGCUUCUAAAAUUGUAGAAGUGAUGCUGCAAAAGCUUUUGCCACCAAAGCCCUCUACUUGGGCAAGAGUUGUUGAAGAUCUUUGUAAACCUAAGAAGGUUCAAGCAGCCAUUCAGAAUUGUUGGAGCAUCCUAUAUUACUGA
Messenger RNA from Dovyalis caffra, 2019 nucleotides. The record is from the annotation of a GenBank genome assembly. NCBI's taxonomy places the organism in Eukaryota, Viridiplantae, Streptophyta, Magnoliopsida, Malpighiales, Salicaceae.